CGAGGUAAGUGGUUAAUGAAAUCCCAGCUAGAUGGCAGUUUUAACGAAAAGCGAGCAGAGUGGGGAGCGAGAGGAGAUCACGUGACAUACGACGAGCCGCCCUGCGAGCGGCCGUAGCCAGCCAUUUUGAUUAGUAACAUGGCGUCAGCGGAGAUUAAUAUGGCGUCCUCGGACAUAAUAACCGAAGUGGAGAUUCAACCAGAUAUCCAGGAAGUUGAAAUCGAGACCAUACCCGUAGAAAUACCCUGUGAAACUGUAGAAACGACGAUCGAAGGAGAGGAUGGACAGCCUAUGAUCGCAUUGCAGUCUCUACCUGAGCCAGGGCGUGAAGAAAUCAUAUUGCAAACGCAAGAAGAAAUAGUUGGUGGAGACCCAUUGAGCGUUUACGAUCAAAUACCAGUGCCAGACAACGAUAUUUAUGUCGAAUCAAGCCCGGGGCCUUCCAGAAAAGGUCCCAAGAAAGCGCGCAAGGGCGGUAAUUCCAGAUUUCGAGCGCCGGAUCACACAAUAUUCGGAGACAUGGGAACGGAGACGAAGGCUAGGAAGUGGGAGCAGAAACAGGUGCAGAUUAAAACACUGGAAGGAGAGUUCUCCGUUACGAUGUGGGCCUCAGGAACCGAUGACGGGAGUGUCCUAUUAGCGUCUCACCUGGUGGAUGUUCCAGAUGAGGGCUCCAAUCCAGAGCCCGAUCCAGACUACACAGAAUACAUGACUGGCAAGUCUGUGGCGAAAUUCAACCACUCUGGUAGUUCUGUUUCUGAUGGUAUGCCGGGUCUCGAUCUUUCUGAUCCAAAACAAUUGGCAGAAUUCGCACGUCCAGGCCACAAGUUAAAAGUACGCAAGCCACCCAGCAUAGAUGGAGUCGAACGCACUAUCGCCUGCCCACACAAAGGAUGCACAAAGAUGUUUCGUGACAAUAGUGCGAUGCGCAAGCACCUUCAUACCCAUGGCCCCAGGGUACAUGUAUGCGCUGAGUGCGGGAAAGCCUUUGUUGAGAGCUCUAAGUUGAAGAGACACCAACUUGUUCACACGGGGGAAAAGCCUUUUCAAUGUACCUUUGAAGGAUGUGGAAAACGUUUCAGUUUGGACUUUAAUCUACGAACUCAUGUUAGAAUUCAUACAGGGGAUCGACCUUACGUUUGCCCUUUCGAUGGAUGUAGCAAAAAAUUUGCUCAAUCUACGAACUUAAAAUCUCACAUACUGACUCAUGCAAAGGCUAAAUCUCGCAACGCUAUCGGUAGACAGGUAUCACAGAUACAAUUACAGCAACCGCAAUUUGUUCAGGUGGAAGUCGCUGAUGUAGACAACCAACAGUUCAUCGUAUAUGCUGAUUAGCCCCUCUAAAUCCCCUAUUCCCCAAUGACCCCUUAUAAUUAUCAUAGCCUUUAAUUAUUAACCCAAACAGUGUACAUAUUUACAAGAUGCAGCGAGUGAUGAGGACAGGAGGGUACUAAAGCUAUUAGCUAUCUUAAGAGUUUGAAUCAAUUGAUCAAUAAAUACCUCUGUGCUACGAUUGAUGAUUAAAAUGAAGAAAAUAAAGAAUAAUCACAGUAAAGGAAGCACCAUAAACAUAAAAAAUCAAUUAAAUUAUACUGCUGAACCAGAGUACCUAUCAAAGACAUACAAGAUAGUUUGCGUGGUAAAAAAUAUUUGUUCCCAUUUUUAUUCAGAAUUAAGUUUUUUAGCUUCAAUGUCAGUCUUUAUAGAAAAGUUAACAAACUGUGAGAUUUUCACAAAAGUUAAAACGUAAAAUAUUUUCUAUUUUCAGAAAGACUGCUUAGUUUAAAUUUGUUCAAUUAAAUCAUAUCUAUAUUUAUACGAAUAAUGUAAUGAAUAAAUAUUUUCACAUAUUUGACUAUACAAGCCAGAAUAGCUGGAUUGCUUACGUCUAUCUCGUAUGUCCCAUGGUGCCAUUGAUCUGGGAAUAAAUGUUCAAAAGCUUGAAUUAGAGAAAAACGUCAUUAGUUCAUUAUAAUUAAACUAUGUGUAAUGG
Messenger RNA from Diprion similis, 1993 nucleotides. RefSeq names its product transcriptional repressor protein YY1-like. The record is from RefSeq and is a predicted model, not a curated record. NCBI's taxonomy places the organism in Eukaryota, Metazoa, Arthropoda, Insecta, Hymenoptera, Diprionidae. Gene Ontology annotation, molecular function: RNA polymerase II cis-regulatory region sequence-specific DNA binding; DNA-binding transcription factor activity, RNA polymerase II-specific. Bases 139 to 1335 code for a protein of 398 amino acids. Gene Ontology annotation, cellular component: PcG protein complex; transcription regulator complex. The transcript is spliced from 3 exons. Gene Ontology annotation, biological process: regulation of transcription by RNA polymerase II.